This is a messenger RNA of Oncorhynchus keta (chum salmon), 3411 nucleotides long. RefSeq names its product GTPase IMAP family member 8-like. The transcript is spliced from 7 exons. NCBI's taxonomy places the organism in Eukaryota, Metazoa, Chordata, Actinopteri, Salmoniformes, Salmonidae. The record is from RefSeq and is a predicted model, not a curated record. The coding region runs from base 138 to 1565 and encodes 475 amino acids. Gene Ontology annotation, molecular function: GTP binding.
ACAACUGAAAGUAGGCUACAGGGACUAGGUUUAACCGAUAGAUAAGACCUUAUUAUAGAUUGUUAAAUCGUUCCUUCUAAAACACAUACGUCUAUCAGACAAAAAAGUGAUCCUCGGGACAUCGUAAGACGAAAGUGAUGGCUGAGUCAAGAAUGACAGAGUCACCGCACCUUAGGAUUGUCCUGUUAGGCAAGACAGGCGUUGGGAAGAGUGCAUCAGGAAACAGCAUCCUGGGAAGAAAAGUGUUUCUGUCCAAACGGAGUUUAGUCUCUGUGACAAAAGAUUGUGCAGAAGACAUGUGCGUAAUUAAUGGUCGUAAUAUCUCUGUGGUGGACACUGUGGGUAUUUUCAACACUAACAGCUCUGAUGGACUGAUUGAGGCAGAGUGCAAGCGGGCCAUGGAAUCUCCUGUCCCCUGUGUUUUCCUUGUGGUAAUAAAAGUGGACAGGUUCACAAAGGAAGAGCAAGAAGCCGUGGAGAGAAUUGAAGACAUAGUUGGUAAAGAGGGAAUGGAAAGAAGCUGUAUCCUUUUGACACAUGGUGACAUGGCAGAUGAGCUGACAGUGGAUGAAAUGAUUCAAGAAGAAGGAGCUGAAGACUUCAGUGAAGCGGUGAUGAAAUUCCAGGGGAGGUGCUAUCUGUUCGACAAUAAGAUUGAGAGUCGUGAUCAGGUUGACAAUCUUCUGACCAAACUAGAACCACUCCAAAAGACUGCUUCCAACAUGAAUUCAGAAAACACCACGGAGAGCUCAGCUGAGAGAAGAAUUGUGUUACUGGGCAGAAGUGGAGUUGGGAAGAGUGCAUCAGGAAACACCAUUUUGGGUCUGAGAGGAUCAGAGCAGUUCAGGUCUGACUGUAGCUUUAACUCAGUAACAGAAAAAAGCGAGGCCAAAUCAGCAGUAGUGGCAGGAAGGGAAGUCAAGGUGAUAGACACACCUGGCCUCUCCAAGGGGAAACACACUCCUCAGCAUGUGUUUAAUGAGAUGAUGAAGAGUUGCCUGCUCGCUGAAGAGGGGCUGCAUGCCUUUGUCUUAGUGAUUGAACUGGGCAGGUUUGAAAAGAAUGAUGAUGAGAUAAUUUACUUACUCAAAAAGGCAUUUGGUAAGGAGGCCUUAAAAUAUGCAGUGGUUCUGUUCACACAUGGUGAUAGACUCAGCAGCCAAAACAUUGAACAAAAUAUACAGGCAAACGAGGAUCUUAAAAAUCUUGUGGAAAUGUGUGGUGGCAGAUACUGUAUCUUCAACAACACAUCCAUGAACAACGAACGGCAGGUUAGGGAGUUGUUUACGAAGGUAGAUGAGAUGGUACAAGUCAAUGGUGCUACAGCCUAUGUUGGUGAGAUUGUCGGCAUAGCGCGCACUAUCAUGCGAGAACUAAGAGAGACCGCUACAGAUUACAGAGAUAGGCUGAGUACUGCCUGGAGACGCUUUUGCGUCUGGGUGGUCGCCAUCUGGGUAGCAAUGCGUGAAUCUUUUACACGUUUUUUGAAAAACGCCAUCAUCUGUUCCAGAACAUUUCCCCACACACUUGCCCACAAUUACAGCGAUCUUUCACAAAUGUGCUAAUUCACAGGUCAUUUGAAUCAUCUGGAAAUAUUUACAGACAAUUGAGGAUACAUUUUAAAGGUUAUUUUCGACGUACCCAUGUUGCUGUAGAUACUUGUUAGUGGAUAGAACCACGGGGUGGCAGGGUAGCCUAGUGGUUAGAGAGUUCGACUAGUAACCGCAAGGUUGCAAGUUCAAAUCCUAGAGCUGACAAAGUAUAAAUCUGUCGUUCUGCCCCUGAACAGGCAGUUAACCCACUGUUCCUAGACCGUCAUUGUAAAUAAAAAUUUGUUCUGACUUGCCUAGUUAAAGGUUAAAAAAUAUAUAUAUAUAAGAAUUACCAGGGCAGUUGUCAUCAGAGAUUGCAGGACUAUCAGGGCAGGUGUAAUCGGGAGGGAUUAGAUAUGGAGAAGGAUGCGACUGAACAAACUAUCACGUGUAAGGAUGAAUGACAUCACACAUCCCUCAAAUAAUCUUUCUCAUUUAUUAACAGAGGGCCAAGGUGUUCCAUCUCAUUUAUUAACAGAGUGCCAAGGUGUUCCAUCUCAUUUAUUAACAGAGGGCCAAGGUGUUCCAUCUCAUUUAUUAACAGAGGGCCAAGGUGUUCCAUCUCAUUUAUUAACAGAGGGCCAAGGUGUUCCAUCUCAUUUAUUAACAGAGGGCCAAGGUGUUCCAUCUCAUUUAUUAACAGAGGGCCAAGGUGUUCCAUCUCAUUUAUUAACAGAGGGCCAAGGUGUUCCAUCUCAUUUAUUAACAGAGGGCCAAGGUGUUCCAUCUCAUUUAUUAACAGAGGGCCAAGGUGUUCCAUCUCAUUUAUUAACAGAGGGCCAAGGUGUUCCAUCUCAUUUAUUAACAGAGGGCCAAGGUGUUCCAUCUCAUUUAUUAACAGAGGGCCAAGGUGUUCCAUCUCAUUUAUUAACAGAGGGCCAAGGUGUUCCAUCUCAUUUAUUAACAGAGGGCCAAGGUGUUCCAUCUCAUUUAUUAACAGAGUGCCAAGGUGUUCCAUCUCAUUUAUUAACAGAGGGCCAAGGUGUUCCAUCUCAUUUAUUAACAGAGGGCCAAGGUGUUCCAUCUCAUUUAUUAACAGAGGGCCAAGGUGUUCCAUCUCAUUUAUUAACAGAGGGCCAAGGUGUUCCAUCUCAUUUAUUAACAGAGGGCCAAGGUGUUCCAUCUCAUUUAUUAACAGAGGGCCAAGGUGUUCCAUCUCAUUUAUUAACAGAGGGCCAAGGUGUUCCAUCUCAGUUAUUAAUAGAGGGCCAAGGUGUUCCAUCUAAUUUAUUAACAGAGUGCCAAGGUGUUCCAUCUCAUUUAUUAACAGAGGGCCAACCUCAAUACUCACCUCAAUAUUCACCUCAAUACUCACCUCAAUAUUCACCUCAAUACUCACCUCCAAUAUUCACCUCAAUAUUCACCUCAAUACUCACCUCCAAUAUUCACCUCAAUACUCACCUCCAAUAUUCACCUCAAUACUCACAUCAAAACACAAAAAGCAAAACACAUUCAUAGAAAACAAACACAUGCUUCAGUAAAAAGGUGCUCGAUAUAUUUGAAUUGUAUAUGAUCACAAUUGGCCCAGUGUCGUCCGGGUUUGGCCGGGGGAGGCCGUCAAUUGUAAAUACAAAUUUUUUUCUUGCCUAGUUAAAUAAAAUAAAAACAUUUCAACUUUAAGGAUAUUAUGAGAUUUUUUUGGUCCGUUUCAAAAUUUGAUUGUGUAUGGAGGCCUUUUUUGUUUAUAAAUGUUUUUAUUAUUAUUUUUUAAAUCUUUCUAAAUGUAAUGUAUCUCACUGUUUCUUGUGCUUUUUAAUACAUUAUAUUACAUGUUAAACAGCAAAAGGUUUAUGAAAUAAUAAAAUAACUCUUUCUCUCA